GCCAGGCUUGGCUUUCGUUACUAGACUGAAUUUCUCGUUUGCUUGAUCAUUAGAUCUUCUCCGGCUAAUUUUGCUCGGUCGAACCCCUUUGAUGAAUCGACGUCACCGUCCGUUGACUAUCCAACACCGUCUGAAUCAUUCGCCCUGCCGAUAGGACGAUUUUAUUCCACCACCGGAGAUCAAGUUUAUCUUUUGACAAUCUGUGUUUGGCGAGCAUCAAGUUAUCAUCUCUACCAGGUUCGCCUUUGAACCGUAAGAUCACCCUCUGAUAACACUAUUGACUUGGAUUGGAAGGCUGGGGCGCAUGCGCGGGGAAAUGACGGAAACUAGCAUUUUCAUCAAGACUGAGCCUGACGAGCACAGCAGUGACCCACACCAUUAUAUAAUGUCGCAAUCCGGCUAUUCGAUGUCAAACCAGUUCGGGAACCCUAAUGAAGGGGUUGACCCUUCGGAGUUGAGCAUGCAGAACGGCUUCAUGUCAUACCCGUUCUCCUCGCAACAGAAUCUUUCCUCUAGUUUCAAUUUCGGCAACUCUGGGAUCGAUACCGAUGAGCUGCUGGAUCUGGAGAUUAACGGCCACAAUGGAGUCCAGCAGAACUAUCUCCAGGACCAACAGUCAAGCGCUGGGAUCUCGAUGAGUCACCCGGGCCAAAUGUCACAGAUGUACUCCAACACGCCAGAUGGAGCUCCCAUGCACAGUCCCUUCAUGCAUAGUUUCAAUUAUGACCACUUCCGGAGCAUGGGCCAGCCAGGACAAGCGCCUCACCUCCAGGGCAACGGAUCCCAUUUUGACCAGAGCUAUCUGAAUGCCAAGGCUCGGCCAAGCAUACAAGCGCUCGACCGGGCCUCGUACGACGGACGCAGCCCGAUGACCCCCAAGACCCCAGCGCUCGGCGCUUUGACCCUUGGGACGCCGGAGUCCGGGAGCUUCCCUACUCAGCCCAUUCGGACUGGCCUUCAGCAUCGGCACCAGAAGACGCUAUCCAACCAGUGGGAUGGUACGCCCGGGAGUGCACAUUCGUAUGUGGAGUCACCCAUCUCAUCUCCUGGCCAUCCAUCUCAUCAUGCGGGGAUUUCGGAAAUCCUCAAAUCGGGCAAGCAUGCUUCCUUGCCGGCCAAGGUUGAUACGCAUAUGCCAGGGUCCGCACAGGACUUAGAAUCGCAAGAGGCGAAGCGGCGCCGUCGCAGAGCCUCUCACAAUCUCGUCGAACGCCGGCGGCGAGACAACAUCAAUGAACGCAUUCAGGAUCUUUCCCAUUUGGUGCCCCAGCACCGCUUGGAGGAUGACAAGGUUCGUAAGCAGCUUGUCAACAAUACUGCCAUGUCUGGUACCGGAGCUACCGCGAAUGCUGCAACAUCCCUGCUCGCUGGAGGCAAUGGGCGCCGCGCCACUGCUGGUAACAUCACCAUGGGUCUCCCAAUCGAGGAAAAAGAGAAAGGGCCCAACAAGGGAGAUAUCCUCAACGGAGCAGUCGGUUGGAUGCGGGACUUGAUGUGGGCCCUGCACGUCAAGCUCCAACAGGAGUCAGAGCUGGCAGAAUUGAUCAGCAGGCUGGGUGGCACUUGGCCGUUUGAGCAGACCGAGGAGGAAAAGCGUAUGCGCACCGAGAUCCUCGAUGCGCUAGAGAAGAAUGAUCCUAGCUCCUUUGCCUACAGCAGAGCGCCAGGCAGCGGUCUCCGGGUGCCCAAGCACACCAACAUUGCUGGGGAUUCUGUCAGCGGCAACGGAACAUUGAGCCCCCAGAGUCUGAGCCCACCUUUCAACAGUGGCGGCAGCAGCAAUGGCGGGGGCUCUGGACAAGCCCAGUAUUGGAAUAGCUCGGGCCAUGCUGGCAUGAGCUUCAAGGAAGAAGACGAAUACGCAAUGGAGAUGAACUAAAUCUUGUUCACGCUCCGGAUGAGCUCUGCCUUUCACAUCUUGAACGACUGCAUGUCAUGACCUUGUUGUACACAAAGGCGUC
This is a messenger RNA of Aspergillus aculeatinus CBS 121060, 1961 nucleotides long. Its product is annotated as basic helix-loop-helix domain-containing protein. The record is from RefSeq and is a predicted model, not a curated record. NCBI's taxonomy places the organism in Eukaryota, Fungi, Ascomycota, Eurotiomycetes, Eurotiales, Aspergillaceae. Gene Ontology annotation, biological process: regulation of transcription by RNA polymerase II. Bases 305 to 1879 code for a protein of 524 amino acids. Gene Ontology annotation, molecular function: DNA-binding transcription factor activity, RNA polymerase II-specific; protein dimerization activity; RNA polymerase II cis-regulatory region sequence-specific DNA binding. The transcript is spliced from 2 exons.